Messenger RNA from Colletotrichum karsti, 3864 nucleotides. RefSeq names its product hydantoinase B/oxoprolinase. Gene Ontology annotation, biological process: glutathione metabolic process. Lineage: Eukaryota; Fungi; Ascomycota; Sordariomycetes; Glomerellales; Glomerellaceae. Gene Ontology annotation, cellular component: cytosol. Gene Ontology annotation, molecular function: 5-oxoprolinase (ATP-hydrolyzing) activity. Bases 1 to 3864 code for a protein of 1287 amino acids. The record is from RefSeq and is a predicted model, not a curated record. The transcript has 2 exons.
AUGACCGCCGACAUCAAGGUCGCCAUCGACCGCGGCGGCACAUUUUGCGAUGUCAUAGCAGACAUCGACGGCCGAGAACCCCUCAUCUUCAAACUCCUCUCCGAAGACCCCGCAAACUACCCAGACGCACCAACAGAAGCGAUCCGUCGCGUCCUCGAGGCCGUCGAGGGGAAACCGAUCCCAGUCGGCGAGAAGCUCGAUGGUUCCCGCAUCGCGUCCUGUCGCAUCGGCACAACAGUCGCCACGAACGCGCUCCUCGAACACAAGGGCGAGCGCUUCGCCUUCCUCACCACAAAAGGCUUCAAAGACGUCUGCGUCAUCGGCGACCAGUCCCGCCCCAAGCUCUUCGACCUGAGCAUCCGCAAGGCCGACGCCCUGCACUCCGCCGUCGUCGAGAUCGACGAGCGCAUCGUCCCCGCCGACUACGACCUCAACCCGGAACCCCUCGACAGGUCGACCCUCCGACCCGGCGAGGAUGGCCUCGUUCGCACCGCCAGCGGCGAGUUCGUCCGCGUCUUGCGACGCCCAGACCCGGACGCCGUCCGCGCCCAGCUCCGCGAACUCAAAGAUCAGGGCUACACAUCCCUCGCUAUCUGCUUCAUGCACGCCUACCUCCACCCGGCCCACGAGGACCUCGUCGCCUCCAUCGCCCGCGAACCCGAGUUGGGCUUCCACUUCGUCACGACCUCCGCCUCUACCUCGCCCACCAUCAAGUUCCUCAACCGCAGCACCUCCACCUGCUCCGAGGCCUACCUCUACCCCGUCAUCCAGAGAUAUGUCCAGUCCUUCACCUCGGGCUUCCGCCUGCCGCCGCAGCGGGUCGACUUCAUGUGCUCCGACGGCGGCCUCAAGGCAGCCACAAAGUUCCGCGGCAACGAGGCACUCCUGAGCGGUCCCGCGGGCGGCGUCGUCGGCAUCGCCCGCUCCUGCUAUGACCCGGACGACGGCACCCCAGUCAUCGGCUUCGACAUGGGCGGCACCAGCACUGACGUCUCCCGCUACGACGGCAAGUACGACUACCUCACCGAGACCUCCAUCGCUGGCCGCACAAUCACCGUCCCGAUGCUCAACAUCGCCACCGUCGCGGCCGGAGGCGGUUCUAUCCUCUUCGCCCGCAACGGCCUCCUCGCCGUCGGCCCGGAGAGCGCCGGUGCCCACCCGGGACCCGCGUGCUACCGCAAAGGCGGGCCCCUGACCGUCACCGACGCGAACCUGUUCCUCGGCCGACUGGUACUCUCCUCCUUCCCCUCCAUCUUCGGCGAGAACGCCGACGCGCCCCUCGAUACCGCCGUCGUGGAGGCCAAGUUCAAGGAUAUUACGGCCGAGUUCAACGCCCAGACGAACCAGUCCCUGACACCGCAGGAGGUGGCCCUGGGAUUCCUCGACGUCGCGAACGAGACCAUGUCGCGGCCGAUCCGCAACGCGACCGAGGCCCGCGGCUUCGCGCCCGAGAACCAUCACCUUGUCAGCUUCGGCGGCGCCGGUGGGCAGCACGCCUGCGACAUCGCCGACCGCCUCGGUAUCCGCCGCAUCCUCAUCCACAAGUACUCUUCGCUCCUCUCGGCGUACGGCAUCGCCCAGGCGGAGCUCCAGCACGAGGCCCUCGAGCCGUACGGGAGCAAACUCGACGCCGGCGCGGGGGUCCACGUCCAAGAGCGUCUCGCCGCCCUCAAGGCUAACGUAUCGGCUGAACUCCUCUCCCAGGGUGCCGACGGCGACUCCCUCGUCUUCGACGAGAGUCUUGUGCUGCGGUACUUCGGCACCGACACUAACCUUACAAUCUCCAAGCCCGAGGACGGGGACUACGCAGCGAAGUUCGAAGCAACGCACCUCCGCGAGUUUGCCUUCUCGAUGAAACGCGACAUCGUGAUCGAGUCGAUCAAGGUCCGCGGCACGGGCAGCGCGGGCGCCAGGGAACAAGAAGCUUCCGCCCUCAAAGAGCUCUCCUCCAACAACCCUCUCCCGGCCUCCGAGCCGCGGGAGACGCAACAAGUCUACAUCGACGGCGCGUGGCACGCAACAGCAGUCCACCACCUCGCUUCCGUGCCCAAGUCAACAAUCAUCCCCGGACCGGCCCUGCUCAUCGACCAAACGCAAACGAUCUUCGUCUCGCCCACCUUCAAAGCACACAUCCUGACCUCCCACGUCCUUCUCGAGAAGGUCUCGGCCUCGCCAGCCACGCAAUCCACACUCGACGCGACAUCUUCCUCGCCAGUCGACCCGAUCCAGCUCUCCGUCUUCGCCCACCGCUUCAUGGCCAUCGCCGAACAAAUGGGCACAACCCUCCAACGCACCUCAAUCUCCACCUCCAUCAAAGAACGCCUCGACUUCUCCUGCGCAAUCUUCUCCCCGCAGGGCAAACUCGUCGCCAACGCCCCUCACAUCCCCAUCCACCUCGGCUCCAUGCAGUUCGCGAUCCAGGCCCAGCACCGCCUGUGGGAGGGCAAACUCCGCCCCGGCGACGUCCUCCUCACGAACCACCCGCAAUGGGGCGGCACCCACCUGCCCGAUCUGACCGUCGUCACGCCCGUCUUCGUCCCCUCCUCCUCGUCUGACGAAAAGGAGCAAAUCGCCUUCUACGUCGCCUCCAGGGGUCACCACACCGACAUCGGCGGCAAGGGCAUCACCAGCAUGAUGCCCGAGUCGCGCGAGCUCUGGGAGGAGGGGCUCAACGUGCCGUCCAUGAAGAUCGUCUCGGCCGGCGAGUUCCUCGAGUCCGAAGUCCUCGCCGCCUUCGAGAAGGCGGGCAGCUUCCCCGGCUGCAGCACGUCCCGCCGCCUCGCCGACAACAUCUCGGACCUCAAGGCCCAGACCUCGGCCAACCAGCGCGGCAUCACCCUCCUCCGCAAGCUCUGCGCCGAGGCCGGGCUGCCCGUCGUGCACAAGUACAUGAACGCGAUCCAGUCCAACGCCGAGUCCGCCGUGCGCUCCUUCUUCCGGGACAUCGCCCGCCAAACGGGGAACACCCCCCUCGAGGCCACGGACUACCUCGACGACGGCACCCCCAUGCGCGUCCGCAUCUCCAUCGACCCGCACACCGGCUCCGCCGUCUACGACUUCUCCGGCAGCGGGCCCCAGACCUGGGGCAACUACAACUGCCCCAUCAGCAUCUGCCACUCCGCCAUCAUCUACACCAUCCGCUGCCUCGUCGACAUGGACAUACCCCUCAACGAGGGCUGCCUGUCGCCCGUGGCGAUCGUGGCCCCUCCGGGCUCCGUGCUGAACCCGGGCCCGCGCGCCGCCAUCUGCGGGAGCACGCUGGCCUCGCAGCGCGUCAUCGACGUGAUCCUCCGCGCGUUCGGGCGGUACGCCGCGAGCCAGGGGUGCGCGAACAGUUUCGGCUGGGGCAUGGGCGGGCGGGACGCCGUCACGGGGGAGGUGAGGAAGGGGUGGAAUUACGGGGAGAGCAUCGGCGGCGGGGUGGGCGCGGGGGAGGGGUACGAGGGGGCGCACUCGACGCAUGUGCACUCUACGAACACGCGGCAGACGGACGCCGAGGUGAUUGAGAAGCGGACGGCGGUGCUGGUGAGAAGGUAUGAGGUGCGGAGGGGCAGCGGCGGCGGCGGGAGGUGGAGGGGCGGCGACGGGAUCACGAGGGAGGUGGAGGCGAGGAUCCCGUUGAAGUUUAGUAUCUUGAGCGAUCGGAGGGUGUAUCGGCCGUGGGGGAUGGCGGGCGGGGAGCCGGGGUCGAAGGGGGAGAAUUUCGCGUUUUUGAAGAAUGAGGAGGGGGGCAUGGAGAGGAUUAAUCUCGGCGGCAAGGCGAUUAUCAAUCUUGGUGUUGGGGAGUAUGUGCAGGUCAAUACGCCCGGCGGUGGUGGAUUUGGAGGGGAGGAGGUGGAGGAUAGACAUCGUGGAUAUGUCUGA